Molecule: messenger RNA, 2046 nt
Organism: Annulohypoxylon truncatum
Lineage: Eukaryota; Fungi; Ascomycota; Sordariomycetes; Xylariales; Hypoxylaceae
Product: P-loop containing nucleoside triphosphate hydrolase protein
Exons: 2
Coding region: 1-2046 (681 amino acids)
Cellular component (GO): nucleus
Molecular function (GO): RNA helicase activity; RNA binding; ATP binding
Source: RefSeq, a predicted model, not a curated record
AUGGCCGAUCAACUGAACAUGGGUGGUUUGAGUCUGGGCGACCAGCAGCAGGCUUCCGCACCUCGUUCCUACAUCCCUCCUCACAUGCGAGGCAAGGUCGGUGCCGCUGGCAACGCUCCUCCUCCCAUGCCUGCUGGAGGUCCUCCUCCUAACAUGAAUGGUCUCAACAGCAGCGCUUGGGCUGGUAACAACAGCUUCGACGCUCGACCCGCUCCUGGGGGUUGGGACGCUGCCCCUAACUACCCUGCUCAACAGCGUCAAAGCCCCGGAAACUGGAAUAACAAUCGAGGAUUCGAUCGCAAUGCCUACGGCAACCCAGCCGCUGGCGGCGGUGGCGGCAGUGGCGGUUCCGGAGGGGGUUAUGCUAGAGGCUCGGGCGACGGGCAAUGGCGCGAUGGCAAGCACAUUCCUGGUCCCCCGAAUCCCCGUAUGGAGCGCGAGCUGUUCGGUACCCCUGAUGAUCCCUCGAAACAACACACCGGUAUCAACUUUGAGAAGUACGACGACAUUCCCGUCGAAGCCUCUGGGCAUGAUACUCCGGAGCCUGUUCUCACCUUUAGCAACCCUCCCUUGGAUGAUCACCUGAUCCGCAACAUCGAACUAGCUCAUUACAAGGUUCCAACUCCCGUACAGAAGUACUCGAUCCCCAUUGUCAUGGGCGGACGAGAUCUGAUGGCCUGUGCCCAGACUGGUUCCGGAAAGACUGGUGGUUUCCUUUUCCCCAUUCUCUCCCAGGCCUUCCUCACUGGCCCCUCUCCCAUCCCCGCAGGCGCUCCCGGUGGUGGUUACGGCCGUCAGCGUAAGGCCUACCCUACGUCUCUCAUCCUAGCCCCGACUCGUGAAUUAGUCUCUCAGAUCUACGAUGAGGCCCGCAAGUUCGCCUACCGAUCCUGGGUUCGACCAUGUGUGGUCUACGGUGGUGCUGAUAUCGGUUCUCAGCUUCGCCAGAUUGAGCGCGGCUGUGAUCUUCUAGUUGCGACACCUGGACGUCUUGUCGAUCUCAUAGAGCGAGGUCGCAUUUCCCUCGUGAACAUUAAGUACUUGGUUCUAGACGAGGCUGACCGCAUGUUGGACAUGGGUUUUGAGCCUCAGAUUCGUCGGAUUGUUGAAGGCGAGGAUAUGCCAGGUGUUCAGAACCGACAAACCCUCAUGUUUUCGGCCACCUUUCCCCGAGACAUCCAGAUGCUUGCCCGCGAUUUCCUUAAGGACUACGUCUUCCUUUCGGUUGGUCGCGUUGGUUCUACGUCCGAGAACAUCACUCAGAAGGUCGAGUACGUUGAGGAUGUUGACAAGCGCUCUGUUCUUUUAGAUAUCCUACACACCCACGGCGGUGGUCUUACCCUAAUCUUCGUCGAGACGAAGCGCAUGGCCGAUUCGUUGUCUGACUUCCUCAUCAAUCAGAACUUCCCAGCGACCUCGAUUCAUGGUGAUCGCACGCAACGUGAGCGUGAGCGCGCUCUAGAGAUGUUCCGAAAUGGGCGAUGCCCCAUUCUGGUGGCCACUGCCGUCGCCGCACGUGGUUUGGAUAUUCCUAACGUCACGCAUGUCGUCAACUACGAUCUUCCCACUGAUAUUGAUGAUUACGUCCACCGAAUUGGUCGUACUGGUCGUGCAGGCAACACUGGCCACUCAACGGCAUUCUUUAACCGCGGCAACCGUGGUGUUGUGCGAGAUCUCAUCGAGCUCUUGAAGGAAGCUAACCAGGAGGUUCCGGCCUUCCUCGAGACCAUUGCCCGAGAGAGCUCCUACGGUGGUGGCCGUGGUGGACGAGGUGGUGGUGGUGGCCGCGGUCGCGGUCAGAAUGCGAACCGCGAUUUCCGAAAGUUCGGCGGUGGCGGCGGCGGAGGCGGCGGUCCUGGCUUCGGCGGGUUCGGAGGUCCUCAGCAAUCCGGCGGCUACGGUGGCGGCGGUGGCGGUUUCAAUGGUCCUCCCCCCAGCCAAGGCUACGGUGGAGGCUACGGAGGUGGCGGUGGUGCUCCGGCCUAUGGUGGUGGUGGAAGUUACGGCAACCCUGGCGGACCGAGUGGCCAGGCUUCCUGGUGGUAA